AUGUUGAAGCAUUUCGGUUUUAGGAUAUAUGGUGAGUGUGGGAUCCGUGGCGGUUACGCUGAAAUCAUUAACAUGGAUCCGAAAGUGAUGAAGGUGCUAUUGAAGUCAAUUUCUACGAUAUAUCCUAUUAAUCUCGGCCAGAUUGUGUUGGACGUUGUGAUGACUCCACCGCGAUCGAAUGAGCCAUCGUUCGAACUAUUCCAGAAGGAGAAGGAAAAAAUCUUGCGUUCACUUGCAGAGAAAUCGCAACUCAUUGACGACAUACUCAAUAGUAUUCCAGGAUAUAAGGCGAAUCCGCCGAUGGGUGCGAUGUACGCGUUUCCACGCUUCGAGCUGCCAUCGAAGGCGAUUGAGGCAGCGCGAGCGAAAGGCCAGGAACCAGACGUCUUCUACGCGUCCGAAUUAUUAGAGAAUACUGGGAUUUUAGUGCUCCCGGGUUCGUACUUCGGUCAAAUACCUGACAAGGCGCAUAUAAAGCGAGCGAAGGAGAUGACAUGCUCCGUCUACCUGCUCAUCCACGUUCACUUAUAUAAUGCGCUGGCUAAGAAUAUGAUACCAGCAAUAAACGAAAAAUACGCGAUCGCGACAGUAUCGUUAACCCAUUGGAGCAAUGACAGUGCCACGAGUGAAAAGCUUUCAAAAUUAAGGCCGAUUAUUUUGUGUCGCGGCAUGGCAUCGAACGCAAUGACGGUGAUGGCGACGUCGAGCCCGCGCGGUAAAGUCCUCACCGAGAACAACGUUUUCGUGAACCUGCGCAAAAUGGAGCUCGCGAUGUGCGGACCGCUGUUCUUUAGGGCACGGGAGAUUGAAAACGAGCUACAAAAAUACUCGGAGUCGGCCGGCAUCGAAUGUAUUCGCAAGCAUGUUGCACAGUACAUUCAGGAACGCGAUGGCGGUAUCCCUUGCGAUUACCACAACAUUAUUCUCUGGAACGGCGCUUCUAUCGGUAUCAAAUCAUUCCUGAAUCUAUUCAACGAAAGGCUCGACGACAAACCAUCCGGCGUGCUGAUCCCAUUUCCGCAAUAUCCUCUAUACUCGGCGACCCUGACGGAGUUUGGACUCGCUCAAAUCGGGUACUAUCUGGAUGAGGAUAACAAGUGGUCGCUAGAAAUCAGCGAGCUGGAACUAGCAUUAAGAGAAGUCAAGGAUACGUGUAAUCCUCACGUGUUGGUGGUGAUCAAUCCCGGUAAUCCAACCGGCCAAGUAUUGACUCGCAAAAACAUCGAAAACGUCAUCCGCUUCGCCCAUAAACAUCACCUGUUCUUGCUGGCCGACGAGGUCUAUCAGGACAAUAUAUACGACAAAGACAGCGCAUUCCAUUCCUUCAAGAAAGUCAUGACAGAGAUGGGCGAGCCAUAUUUGAAAAUUGAACUGGCAUCAUUUAUGUCCAUUUCGAAAGGAUAUGUGGGUGAGUGCGGGAUCCGUGGCGGUUACUCCGAAAUUAUCAACAUGGACCCGGAAGUGAUGAAGGUGCUAUUGAAGUCGAUCUCUGCGAUGCUGUGUCCUACCGUGCUCGGUCAGGUCGUGACGGAUAUUGUGGUGAAUCCGCCGCGACCGAAUGAGCCAUCUUAUGAGCAAUUCCAGAAAGAGAAGACGGAAACUCUACGCUCUCUAGCAGAAAGAUCACAGCUCGUUGUCGACACACUCAAUAGUAUUCCUGGAUAUAAAGCGAAUCCGGCGAUGGGUGCGAUGUACGCGUUUCCACGCUUCGAGCUGCCAUCAAAGGCGAUUGAAGCAGCGCGAGCGAAAGGCCAGGAACCAGACGCCUUCUACGCGUUCGAACUAUUGGAGAACACUGGGAUUUUAGUGAUCCCGGGCUCGUGCUUCGGCCAGAUACCUGGUACAAAUCAUUUCCGCACUACAAUACUGCCGCAAAAGAAGAAAAUCAAAACAAUGCUCGAAACGCUGAAGCUAUUCCACAUCAAAUUUCUUGAGAAAUACAGUUAAAUAAUACAUUUCAAUAGUUGAGAGAAAAUUGACAAAUUAUGGAGAAUAGGAAUUACACCCAUAAUGAGAAAUGACUUCCUACGACUGUGCAUAUCCAAGUGAGAGUUCAGUUUUUGAACAUUUAA
This is a messenger RNA of Trachymyrmex cornetzi, 2072 nucleotides long. Its product is annotated as alanine aminotransferase 1-like. The record is from RefSeq and is a predicted model, not a curated record. Gene Ontology annotation, molecular function: transaminase activity; pyridoxal phosphate binding. Gene Ontology annotation, biological process: biosynthetic process. Lineage: Eukaryota; Metazoa; Arthropoda; Insecta; Hymenoptera; Formicidae.